Messenger RNA from Pelobates cultripes (western spadefoot toad), 363 nucleotides. NCBI's taxonomy places the organism in Eukaryota, Metazoa, Chordata, Amphibia, Anura, Pelobatidae. The record is from the annotation of a GenBank genome assembly.
AUGGUACUGGCGGGGGAGGAGCUGCGCGUGGGCGCACCCUCCCCCCACCUGGUCGGACUCACGCGGUCCGCGGGCGGAGGCGACCGCAGUGAAGCCGCCCCGUGGAGGAAAAGAUCCGGCCGCCGGGUACUCGUGCUCACUCACGAGUACCCCUGCGACCGGGUAGAACACACGGGACCCACGUUUUCCGCGGGCGGGGACGGCUCCAGCCAAGCAGCCACGUGGGAAAGAAGAUCCGGCCGCCAGGUGUUCGUGCUCGCCCGCAAGCACCCCGGCGGCCGGAAAAAACACACGGGACCGUCGGAGAUGAACUCCGCGGCCUCGGGGGAGUGGAGGAGGCAAAUGCUUUGGUCAGCCUCCUGA